Messenger RNA from Erythranthe guttata (spotted monkey flower), 1158 nucleotides. NCBI's taxonomy places the organism in Eukaryota, Viridiplantae, Streptophyta, Magnoliopsida, Lamiales, Phrymaceae. The record is from RefSeq and is a predicted model, not a curated record.
AUGAAGGCUGCUACUUCGAAUUCAUCAAGUGUAGGCGUAGUUACAAGGAGUAUGGCUAAGAAACUGCAGGCAUCCUCCGAGACUAGCUCGACACCGCAAAUCAUUGAGAAAGGCUCAUCACCUCUCGUCAACACAGGUGAAGACGUGGAAGGAUCUAGAGGAGGAGCUUUAUCAUCUACGUCCCGUUUGACAUCAAACUACUCUGAGGUGGCCCCCGUCAUGACAACACAUGCUACGGCCAUUGAAGGGCUAACAAAACACAUUCAAGAACAAGACUCCCAAAUCGCGAUAUUGAGGAACAAAGUUGACGGUAGUCACGACAUGGGAAAACAAGGUGAAAAUCACACCGAAGCUGAAACUUCUGCAAGGCGACAUCCAACCGACAGGGAGAAGAGCUCAGCUGAAGAAUUCCAGAUUUCGUCAGAGGGGUUGAUUCCUAUAGACCAAUUGAAGGAGUUCAUCAUGGGAACUAUCAAGAACAAAUUCGAUGAGGGUUCAAAAUCAUCGUCAACAUACACCAAGCCAUACACUCUAAGAGUAGAUGACUUGAAGAUGCCAAUUGGUUACCAACCCCCGAAGUUUCAGCAAUUUGAUGGCAAGGGCAACCCAAAACAGCAUGUGGCACAUUUUGUUGAAACUUGCAACAAUGCUGGGACUUUUGGAGACUACCUCGUGAAACAGUUCGUCCGAUCAUUGAAGGGGAAUGCUUUUGAUUGGUAUACGGACCUAGAGCCGAACUCAAUUGACAGUUGGAGUCAAAUGGAGCAAGAAUUUUUGAAUCGCUUCUACAGCACCCGAAGAACAGUGAGCAUGAUCGAGCUCACAAACUCUCGCCAGUGGAAAGAAGAGGCCGUCAUUGACUACAUUAACCGUUGGAGGAAUUUAAGCCUGAAUUGCAAGGAUCGACUGUCAGAGCCUUCAGCUAUCGAGAUGUGCAUUCAAGGAAUGCAAUGGGGACUCCGAUAUAUCCUGCAAGGGAUUCAACCUAAGACUUUCGAAGAGUUGGCCACUAGAGCGCAUGAUAUGGAGUUGAGCAUUAUGGCUAGUGGAGUUGAGGGACCACCAUUUCAAGAGCCUCGACAGUCCAAAGAAAAACAAGACUUUCGAAAGGGGGUAGAGUUUUCUCUAAGACCUCAAGCAAAGAAUCUUUGGCAGUGA